AUCAAACAAAACAAAUGUUUGCUGGAAAAUGGAAAAAAUGGAUAACUCCGAGGCACUAACGAAGAAAACCAACAACAGCGUGGACCUAACCAAACAGGAACAAAUGAAGCCGCGGUCAUUUAUACGGGGCACAAGUGGUCAUUUAUUGCAGCAAUUGAAUGAGUUUCGAAAAAGAGAACAGUUCACUGAUGUCGUCCUCUUGGGCUGUGAUGGUACCCGCAUAUCUGCCCAUCGUAACAUUUUAGCUGCCGCCAGUCCCUAUUUUAUGGCCAUGUUUAGUGGCCAUUUUCCUGAAAGUGAUCAACCUGAAAUACAUCUACCCGAAAUCGAUACGCAAUGCCUGCAAUUGGUAGUGGAAUUUAUUUACACCGGCCUGGUGGAUAUUAGCGAUGAUUAUGUGCAACAGCUAAUGCAGACCGCAUCAUUUCUACAAUUGGAUCAUUUAUCGGAUAUGUGUGGUGAACACAUGGGCGAGCUAUUGGAUCCGGAGAAUUGUUUGGGUUUCAAACAUUUUGCCGAGAAGCAAAAUAAUCAGAUAUUGUUGGAAAUGGCCAAAGAUUAUAUUAUCACACAUUUUCAGGAUGUUGUUCAGUGUGAGGAGUUCUAUGAAAUGUCCUAUGAGGAGUUGGUACCGAUUCUCAGCAAUAACGAACUCUUUAUGCACUCCGACGAUACCAUACUCCAGGGAAUUGUACGCUGGGCCGAAUAUAUGCCCGAACAACGCCUAUCAUAUCUGUCACAACUCCUGCGCUUUAUACAUCCCAUGUGUGUAUCGGCCGAGGUCACCAGAUCACUGACUACCCUUCAAAAGCAAAACGAUUGCUCGCAGUGGCUGAGCGAAGUCCAACACUAUGAGGGUAGCUCUGAAUGGCGUAUAUUUUUGGUGGAUAAAAUGGGUCGAAAUCCUGAGACAUGUCGUUACGAUCUGAAAACAGGAACAAUGUUGACCCUGAAACCACCUCCGCGGCCGGCCUUUGCCAUUAGCCUGGCAGCCCAUAAAAAUAUAUUGUACAUUCAGGGUGGCAGUAUUGGACGAAGUACAAAUAAUUGUUAUUACUAUAAUAUAUAUCGCGAUCAGUGGCAUGAUCUGGCCCCGCUGCAGGUUAAAAGAUCGCACCACCGUUCGCUAAUUGUCAACGACUGCCUGUAUGCCAUUGGGGGAAAUUCAUCGAAUGGCAUUACAAAUUCGGUGGAAUAUCUAAAUUUGGCGACGAACAAAUCGGAUUUCUGUAAACCGAUGCUGGUGCAUCGCAGCUCCAUGGGAGCGGUGGUCCAUGGUGAAUGUAUGUAUGUGAUGGGUGGCGAAGAAGAGAUACGCAGCUACAAUUGCCUCGAACGCUAUGAUCCGCGAGAGAAUUCAUGGCAAUUUUUGGCACCCAUGAACGAUGUGAAGGGUUACUGUUCCAGUGCCGUGUUGGGUGACAACAUCUAUUGCUGUGAAGGCUUGGGCAUGUGCAUGGAACGUUAUGAUAUGCGUGCCAAUCGUUGGGAGGUCAUAGACUUCGGUGAAGAGCGGGAGUUUUAUGAGAUUUUCACCGUCGACAAUCAGCUGUAUUCAACAUGUGGUGACUUCAUUGCCCACUACGAAAUGGACUCGAAUCGUUGGGUUGUCAUCCAUAAAUUUCCCUAUGUGCGGGAUUGGGAUUAUGCUGUUGCUAUGAAUAUGGUCAAUUAUGGUAUCGAAGAGGACUGACGUUAAUUU
Molecule: messenger RNA, 1702 nt
Organism: Musca vetustissima
Lineage: Eukaryota; Metazoa; Arthropoda; Insecta; Diptera; Muscidae
Product: kelch-like protein diablo
Exons: 3
Coding region: 29-1693 (554 amino acids)
Molecular function (GO): protein binding
Source: RefSeq, a predicted model, not a curated record